Cuscuta campestris is the source of this 4144-nucleotide messenger RNA. Lineage: Eukaryota; Viridiplantae; Streptophyta; Magnoliopsida; Solanales; Convolvulaceae. The record is from the annotation of a GenBank genome assembly.
GACCCAACCGAGUCCAUGCCCACCCCUACAUUUUCAGAAUGAACACACCUUAUCUGGUGUUUCUACCUCCUCCUCCUACGGGCGAAGUAAUCUGACCUUCAUCGUGUUAGCUAUGUCCAAUUGUUUUAGAGUUUGACUCAUAAAUCGUGUGAAUCGACAUGGAAGCAGCAGCAGCUCUUGAACACAAUCUCUUUAAUAGACCAGCUUUUAGAGUUCUCCGCAGCCGCCAGUUUAAGAUUACCGCGUCUAUAUACGCCAAGAGUUUAUGCUGCAGGGAAAAACACCCCGGCAGUGUGAGUUACAUCUUUCCGCACGGUUCCAGGGCUUUGUUCAACACCGGACUGCAUUCCAUUCGUCUCUCUCCAAUACCGCUAUCUGUGAAUUAUAUUACUCAUUGCGGGAAAUUUAAUGACAGUGUAACGAGUGUGAAUGUGCAGCUAGUGGAGGUUUUAGCGAAGAGAGGCCUGAUUUUGUUUGCUUUGAUGUUUGGGGCGUUAGUGUUUUGGUACAAGAGAGUGCUUUAUAUUGAAGAGAUUGUCGGUGCCGGCUCCGAGGCUUUAGAGCAAAGCAUGAUGCACUUGAGAAGUUCUUGGCCAAUUGUUCUGCAGGUUCUUAGAGUUUUCAAAGAGCAAGGUUUGGUCUUGGCAUUGCUUCUAGGACUCUCUGCAUUUUUCUCCAUGGCCGAGACUUCAAUCACCACGCUUUGGCCAUGGAAGGUGAGGGAAUUAGCUGAGAAAGAAUCUGAAAAUGGAGUCUUCAAAAUGUUAAGGAGUGAUGUUACUCGAUUUCUUACAACUAUACUCAUUGGCACAACAGUUGUGAACAUUGGAGCAACAGCCUUGGUUACUGAAGCUGCAACGGCAGCUUUUGGUGAAGCUGGUGUUAGUGCAGCAACAGGAGUCAUGACAGUGGCAGUAUUGCUUCUAACUGAAAUUACUCCAAAAAGCAUAGCUGUUCACAAUGCCACCGAGGUUGCUAGAUUUGUGGUCAGGCCAGUUGCAUGGCUUUCAUUGAUACUGUAUCCUGUAGGAAGAGUUGUCACAUACCUUUCAAUGGGAAUGCUAAAACUUCUUGGCUUGAAGGGACGAAGUGAACCAUAUGUCACUGAAGAUGAACUGAAAUUAAUGCUUCGUGGAGCAGAGCUAAGUGGUGCAAUUGAGGAGGAAGAGCAGGAUAUGAUUGAAAAUGUAUUAGAGAUCAAAGAUACACAUGUUCGAGAGGUUAUGACACCACUUGUUGAUAUUGUGGCAAUUGAUGCCAGUGGAACACUGGUUGAUUUCCACAAUUUGUGGGUAACUCAUCAGUAUUCUAGAGUACCUGUUUUCGAGCAGCGUAUAGAUAAUAUUGUUGGCAUUGCGUAUGCAAUGGAUCUUCUGGAUUGUGUUCAAAAGGGGGACCUACUGGAAAGUUCAGUGGUUAGAGACAUGGCACACAAACCUGCAUACUUUGUUCCUGAUUCAAUGUCAGUUUGGAAUCUCCUCAGAGAAUUCCGCAUCAGAAAAGUACACAUGGCUGUUGUUCUUAAUGAAUACGGUGGAACUGUUGGAAUUGUAACCCUUGAAGAUGUGGUUGAGGAAAUUGUUGGUGAAAUCUUUGAUGAAAACGAUUCCAAAGAAGAAAUCCAAAAAAAAACUGGCUACAUUGUUCUCAGGGCUGAGGGAAUAUUUGAUGUGGAUGCUAAUACAUCCAUUGACCAGCUAUCAGAUGAACUUGAGAUAAAAAUGCCAGAGGGGCAUCAAUAUGAAACAGUUUCUGGUUUUGUUUGUGAAGUGUUUGGGUACAUUCCAAGGACAGGUGAAAGUAUAGAAGUAGUGCUGGAGAAGUCAAAUCGAGAAGAGCAUAGUGACUAUACCCAAGCUGAAACAGAACAGGGGGAUCAAACUGAAAAGAGUCAAAUUUAUAAGCUUGAGAUAUUAGCAGGAAAUGCCAGAAAGGUUAGUGCUGUUCGGUUUGAACGGAUCAACAAUGAAUAUGUAGCAGUAGGUUCCAAAGGAGUGAAACACUUGUUUCCUAAAGUAAUGGCAAAAUGGAACAUACGUGAUAUUUCAAACAGCAAGGACACGAAUGAGGUAAUGGGUCAGGGGACAACAGAUCGGGGCAGCACCCAGUCCAACAAUGGUGUAAUAUCUGAACAUGAAAACAGUCAUGACCACCAUAAUAUAGAAUAGCUAGUCUACUUGUUACAUCAAUGAACCUUAAAUACUAGAUUCUACUCAGCAACUUUCUUAAAUGAAAUAACAUGGGGAAUGAAUGAAUAUAUGAAGAGCGACUGAAUGGAAAUGGAUUUGUUCUCUGAGUUCAUUUACAUGUUGAUGCAUUUCUUCUCGCCCACGAUAGUAUAUGCCUUGUUUGUCCAUGGGUUCACGAUGCCAAAGGAAAUGUUAAAAUGGAGUGCAGAAUCCUCUUGAAUGCAAGUUUUUUUUGGAGGCAUAAUAGGCUUAAAUGCAAUCUGUUGGCCACUUCUGCUUUCUAAUCCCACAGGUAAUGUUGUUCAGUGUGCAAAUAUAAGAACUUUAUGAUGAACUGGAUAUGGAUGGUGAACUUUAUGAAUUCACCUGCCCUACUCGGCCAUCUACUCUAUUACUCUGUAUUUUCAUUUCUGUUUUUUUUUGUUAUUUAUUACGGAGUAUUAUUAUUUUUGGGAGUAAAUUGAAAAUUUUAAAUUAUAUUACUCUUUAAAAAACUUUAAAAAUCUGGACAAGAAAUUCGCUGAAAUAUUAGCGCCCACUUUUUCAUUUCGAGCGCCUAAAAAGUAAAAAAUACUCCGUAUAGUUCAUUUCCAGCGCCUUANUUAUCGUUUGGCCAGAUUCAUUCGUUCAUAUCAGCAUAUCAAUUGAGUGGAAAAGCAAUCGCAGGCUAAAAUUCGUACGCAAAUACUUCAUUUUAUUUGGAUUGUUUGAUGAUAUCAUGCUGUUGAACUAAAAAUCUGUGAGUAGUUUUCAGAUUUACUUCAUUAUAUUGAAAACCUUCUUGAUUCUGAUUUUUUAUGCUAUUUUUUAGGUUUAACCAAAAAAAUAUCUUAACAUUUUAGGGUUAAUUCAGCUUGAAUUGAUUAAUCGUAUCUAAAACCAGUGAAUUCAGCUUUCUGUAUUCAGAAUGUCGUUUAGAAAUUGAAGAUCUUAAACUAAUAAUGCAUUAAUGCUCAUUAGCCACAACAAACAAAAAAGAGUGUCACUGCAAUAUCUCAAAUGGCCAAACUAGUUACUAAAAGCCCAAAAGAGUCAAUAAAUUAAGAGAAAAUAGAUGUUGUCAGUAGAUGGUUUCCAAAAGCAAAGCUACUCACGCAUUGAAUUUGGAAAUGCUUCUCCCCAGGAGAUGCUUCUUUCCAAAACAAAGUAAGCAUGAGUUUUAAAGUGUGCAAUACUCCAAUCUGUCCAAUAGUAAACUGCCUAGGAGAUGCUUCUGUCCACGGUUUUAAAAGGCAAAAAAGGCUAGGUCGUGGAGUAUAUGUGAUAGGUUUAUGUAAACGUGGUUGUGAGGCUGAAUCAUUUGCUGUGAUAAAGCUUUCUAAAAAAUCCAAACAUUGGUAGCUUUCAUGAAGUAUUGAGACAUGAUACGUCGCAAACAAAGGGUGACUAUCGUGUGAGUUCCAAGGCCUCCUAACAAAUGGAACUGAUACUCCAACGCCUCCUAAUGUAUCUACUCAGGAAAGAGCUAGAGAAAAACAUAAAAUUUCCAUGCAAAAAAAGAUACUUCAUGUGAGUUCAAUUUAUCUACUAAAAUUUGGAUGUUUAUCAAUUAAGUCCAGGUGGGUACGGUAAUGUUAUUUAUUAUCUCUUUCUUCUUGGUGUUAUCUUCUUGAUGUUUUGUCAAGUACUAAUCAGAUCUUCUCCAUUAAUAUAAAUCUUCAUCCAAUUAAAGUAUUAUUAAUCACUCUUUGAGUUUGGUCAUACUGUCAACAUUUGCGCUUCUCAGAUUUCUAAAAGGGGGAGGUGGAGAAACUUAAGAUUUUGGCUAAACCCUUGUCUGGUUCAGUAGCUUAGUUCUUGUUUUGAAUUUCUAAUUCGAAAUCCGUCGAUUACCCUCUGUAACCAGAGCUAUAGAGAUGGUAAUUGAUCUUUCAAUUUCAAUUUAGAUUCAAAUUUUUUAUGUUUUUUUUCUCAAAAUUGUUGAGAAGAAUGUUAAUGGUUAUACUACUGUAGGU